Anas platyrhynchos (mallard) is the source of this 1795-nucleotide messenger RNA. RefSeq names its product BARX homeobox 1 (gene BARX1). The record is from RefSeq and is a predicted model, not a curated record. NCBI's taxonomy places the organism in Eukaryota, Metazoa, Chordata, Aves, Anseriformes, Anatidae. Gene Ontology annotation, biological process: regulation of DNA-templated transcription. Gene Ontology annotation, molecular function: DNA binding; DNA-binding transcription factor activity, RNA polymerase II-specific.
GUGGCGGGGCGGCGCCCGGGGACUGCCCCGGGGCCGGGGGCCGGGGGUCGGGGGGUCGGGGCCGCGCUGGAAGGGCCCGGCGCUUGUUUGGGUGUCUGCUGUCCCGCGGCGGGCAGGCAGAAACGUGGGUAAUUUGCUUUCUAUGGCAGGGGAUCAAAUGCUCUGCCCUAACCUCUCGCUUCCAGGUACUCGCCCGCCCCGGCCCCUUCCUUCCUCCGCGGCCCCUCCCGCGCCCUCCCCCGCCGCGCCGCCAGCCCCGCCGGGCCGGGCGCUAUAUAGGCGGCUGCCCCGCGGCCCGGGGCGGAGAAACGCUGCCCGGUGCCGCGCCCCGGUGCAGGCAGCGCUCGCGGCCCGGUGCCGAGCCGUUCGAGCUGGGGGGGCCGAGCCGAGCCCUGCCCGGGGGUAGGGUAGGGGUAGGGGCAGGGACAGGGCGGGGGGCGGCGGCGGGGCGAUGGGCAGAGCCCCCCCUGCCCGGCUCCCAGCGGCGCCGGCCGGGGGGCUGCGCUAGGACGGCCCGGCGGAGCCUCGGCCCCGCGGCCGGGGCUCGCCCCCCCCCCUCCCCGGGGGCGGCGAGGAUGCAGCACCCGCUGGAGCUGGGGGCCGCGCACUACUUCCCGGCCGAAGCCUUCCCCGACCACCGCUCGCACCGCUACCGCAGCUUCAUGAUCGAGGAGAUCCUCACCGACCCCCCGGACGCCAAGGGCGCGGCGCCGGCCGGGGAGCUCCUCAAAUUCGGGGUGCAGGCGCUGCUCUCGGCCCGGCCCUACCACAACCACCUAGCCGUGCUGAAGGCGGAGCCGGCGGCCGUGUUCAAGUUCCCGCUGGCUCCCUUGGGCUGCUCGGGGCUGAGCUCGGCGCUGCUGGCCGCCGGCUCGGGGCUGCAGGGCGGCUCCGCCUCGCCCCAUCUCCCGCUGGAGCUGCACCUCCGCGGCAAGCUGGAGCCGGGCCCCCCCGAGCCGGGCGGCAAGGCCAAGAAGGGGCGCCGCAGCCGCACCGUCUUCACCGAGCUGCAGCUCAUGGGGCUUGAGAAGCGCUUCGAGAAGCAGAAAUACCUCUCCACGCCCGACAGAAUAGACCUGGCCGAAUCGCUGGGGCUCAGCCAGCUCCAGGUGAAAACCUGGUACCAGAACAGGCGCAUGAAAUGGAAGAAAAUAGUGCUGCAGGGGGGCGGCCUGGAGUCCCCCACCAAACCCAAGGGCCGCCCCAAGAAGAACUCCAUCCCCAGCAGCGAGCAGCUCUCGGAGCAGGAACGAGCCCGGGACGCCGAGAAGCCGCCCGAGAGCCUGGGCUCGCCGGCUGAGGUCAGCCAGGAGGAGUGACCGGCACGGCCCGGCCCCACCGCCGCCGGCCCCGAGCCGCUCCGCCCGGCCGGGAGCGCGGCCACCGAGCGCCGCCGCCGCCGCCGCCCCGGGCCGGGGUCCCCGGGAGGAGCCACCGGCCCCGCACCUCCCCGCUCCGCCGGCAGCGACCCAGGGGGAAGAGGGCUGGAAGGGGGGAACCAAGCGGUUCGUGGACUGCUGUCGCCUUGGGUUUCCGACGAAUCCAGCGUUUGGCCCGGCCGCGUCCCUGGCCCCAGCCCCGCCGCUCCUCUCCGCGCCCGCGGGGCGCUGCGCCCCGGCCCCCGCUGUGCGACGGCCCCGAGGGGCCAGGAGGAGGACACUGGACCCCACCUUCACGUCCGCUCGCUGUCUGAAACCCUGUGGUGCCCCUAGUUACUCGAAAACUGCAUUUUACGAUCAGUUUUAUUAAUGCGAAGAUAUUUACUUUAUUUCAAUAAAGUAUUUUAUGAACUAUU